Messenger RNA from Pongo pygmaeus (Bornean orangutan), 5877 nucleotides. RefSeq names its product component of oligomeric golgi complex 6 (gene COG6). Gene Ontology annotation, biological process: intra-Golgi vesicle-mediated transport. Bases 59 to 1996 code for a protein of 645 amino acids. Gene Ontology annotation, cellular component: COG complex. The record is from RefSeq and is a predicted model, not a curated record. The transcript is spliced from 19 exons. NCBI's taxonomy places the organism in Eukaryota, Metazoa, Chordata, Mammalia, Primates, Hominidae.
CUGCCGCCGCCGUCCCUGCCUGGCUGAGGUGGCAGCAGGGGGCGGGACGCGCAGCGCUAUGGCCGAGGGCAGCGGGGAAGUGGUCGCAGUGUCUGCGACCGGGGCUGCCAACGGCCUCAACAAUGGGGUAGGCGGGACCUCGGCGACGACCAGCAACCCGCUGUCGCGCAAGCUGCAUAAGAUCCUGGAGACGCGACUGGACAACGACAAGGAGAUGUUAGAAGCUCUCAAGGCACUUUCAACCUUUUUUGUUGAAAAUAGUCUGCGGACUCGAAGAAAUUUACGUGGAGAUAUUGAACGUAAAAGUUUAGCCAUCAAUGAAGAAUUUGUAAGCAUUUUCAAGGAAGUGAAGGAGGAACUUGAAAGCAUAAGCGAAGAUGUUCAAGCAAUGAGCAACUGUUGUCAAGAUAUGACAAGUCGCCUACAGGCAGCAAAGGAACAGACUCAAGAUUUAAUAGUAAAAACCACUAAGCUUCAAUCUGAAAGCCAAAAAUUAGAGAUAAGAGCACAAGUUGCAGAUGCCUUCUUAUCCAAGUUCCAGCUGACUUCUGAUGAAAUGAGUCUUCUCCGAGGUACAAGAGAAGGACCCAUUACUGAGGAUUUUUUCAAGGCACUGGGAAGAGUAAAACAGAUUCAUAAUGAUGUCAAAGUUCUCUUGCGUACAAAUCAACAAACGGCAGGUUUAGAAAUUAUGGAACAGAUGGCCUUACUUCAAGAAACGGCUUAUGAAAGACUUUACCGAUGGGCUCAAAGUGAAUGCAGAACAUUGACACAAGAAUCAUGUGAUGUAUCUCCAGUAUUGACACAGGCAAUGGAAGCCCUGCAGGACAGACCUGUCUUAUAUAAAUAUACCUUAGAUGAAUUUGGAACAGCCAGAAGAAGUACAGUUGUUCGUGGAUUUAUUGAUGCGCUCACAAGAGGGGGCCCCGGAGGUACACCUAGACCAAUUGAAAUGCAUUCUCAUGACCCUUUGAGGUAUGUAGGAGAUAUGUUGGCUUGGCUCCAUCAAGCUACUGCUUCUGAAAAGGAACACCUUGAAGCUCUCUUAAAGCAUGUAACUACACAAGGUGUUGAAGAAAAUAUUCAAGAAGUUGUUGGCCAUAUCACUGAAGGUGUGUGCAGGCCUCUAAAGGUUCGAAUUGAGCAAGUAAUAGUUGCUGAACCUGGGGCAGUUUUAUUAUAUAAAAUUUCUAAUCUCCUCAAAUUUUAUCACCAUACAAUCAGUGGUAUUGUUGGAAAUAGUGCAACUACAUUAUUGACUACCGUUGAAGAAAUGCAUUUGCUAAGCAAAAAAAUAUUCUUCAAUAGCUUGAGUCUUCAUGCAAGUAAAUUAAUGGACAAGAUUGAACUCCCACCACCUGAUCUUGGACCAAGUUCUGCACUAAAUCAGACACUCAUGUUGCUGCGUGAAGUUUUAGCAUCUCACGAUUCUUCAGUUGUACCAUUAGAUGCUCGUCAAGCUGAUUUUGUGCAGGUUUUAUCAUGUGUCUUGGAUCCUCUCCUACAGAUGUGUACUGUAUCAGCCAGCAAUUUAGGCACAGCUGACAUGGCCACUUUCAUGGUCAAUUCACUGUAUAUGAUGAAGACAACAUUAGCUCUAUUUGAAUUCACUGACAGACGUCUGGAAAUGCUCCAGUUUCAGAUCGAAGCACAUUUGGACACACUUAUAAAUGAGCAAGCCUCUUAUGUUUUAACUAGGGUAGGCUUGAGUUACAUCUAUAACACUGUACAGCAACAUAAACCUGAACAGGGCUCUUUAGCUAAUAUGCCCAACCUAGAUUCUGUGACACUGAAGGCUGCAAUGGUUCAGUUUGAUCGUUAUCUGUCAGCCCCAGACAACCUAUUGAUACCACAGCUGAACUUUCUUCUAAGUGCCACAGUGAAAGGAAGUGGUCUGGAAAAGUGCCAGCCAGGCUGUGUGACUUCUCAGGUUCAACAUCAUGGAGAUGAGAAAGACCAAAUGGCACCCAGGAUCCUGCUGAAAUCAGAGGCAUAAAUCUCAGCUGGAAGCAUGAGGAGCAAUUCAGGAACCCUUGAAUAGAUCCUUUCAGAUUCUUAGUGUGGCUUCAUUGAACAAGACCUCUCCAGGGUUCUGUCCUAAAGUCACCUCAGAAAGCUGUGUCUCUGACAUCACAGGAAGGGGACCCAGGGCCAGAAAUCACUUCAGAAUCAUUCACCUCAAUUUUACCUCUGAGAAUUGAGCUGUCAUGAACAAACAUUACAAGAAUGCUCAAGAAUCUGGCUACCAAAUAGUCCAUAGAGAUAUUAUCCUAGAUUAAAUAAAAUUAAGAAACAUUUAUUAGGUACCUACUCUAUGCAAGUCACAGUAUUUCUUAAAUUGGAAGAAACUUGCUGAUGGAUGAAGAAUGAAUAGAAUUUUAACCCGUGCAGGACUUAAAGAAAAUAAUUGCUAUCUGCUCCAGUCAAAGUCCACAGUGACAUUCCAAGAACAUGUGUCAGGAAAUUGACUGAGAAGACAGUUUUGAAUUUUUGACUUACAAAUGCAUUGAGUUCAAACUAGAAACCAAAAUCUACCUUUUUGCCUACUUUUCUCAAGUACAGCCAUCACACCAACAAGCUUGCUUUCAAAAAGAGAAAAGAAGAUGUUUGAUAGGAUCAGAAUAUCCCAACUCCUGAUACCUGACCAAAUUAAAUUUUAAUGUUCAGAACUUUGCUUUUCAAUAUAUAAAGCAACAUGAUGGCUGGCACCAAGGAAGGCAAGACCACCAGUAAUCUAAAUGUUACCCUCAGGCAUGCAUGCCCCGGCAGCUGACCCUUCCCUGAAAGAAAUGUCCCUUCUAUUCAAAGGCGAUGUGUGGGGUGAAGUAAUUUAUUAAUUUAUUAAUACAAGAAGUAAAAAAUACUAUUUUUGGCCCAAUAUCCAUAUUAAUAUGGAAGAAAUGCGAAAAGAAACCCCAUGAGUUCUCAAUGUAUUACACUUUCAGCCAACUUAAUAGAAGACUUGGCUUUGGGAUAAAUGCUUGGAUGUUUUAUAAACACUAUUAUUUAGGGAGGUCUGAGGGCAUCUGGACAUAGAAUAUUAUUUUCAAGUUAUAGCACUUAAUUUUUCAGGCAAAACUUACCCUUCAGAAUGGAAUAUGAGCCAUUUAAUUUCCCCUUGUGUUUAGUCAUAUGAAAAAAUGCCACACAAGGAACCGGGCAGAGAAGCAAAGAUAAGAGCUAGUCUUUUCCUUGCACAAAAAUCUGCACGAGGAAAGGCAAUGGCUCUUGUUACUGUGCACAGAUGCGUGGCUGUGAACCGCAUAGCUUUCUUUUCUUCUUGGAAAAUGGCCUCAAAUUAGUCUAGGACAUUGGAUGAACUGUUGCUAACUAAGUAAAAAGUUCAUUACUCUCUGCAACAGUGAAUGCCAUUGAGUUAUAUCAACGGUUCUGAAUUCUUUUUUCUCCAAGAGCCCCAUUUGGCCUCUAAAUCUCUUUCACAACUCCUCUCCCCUUCUUAAAGAUGUUUCCUAUUCACUGUGAGAUUCUCAUCCAAGGAAAAUAAAUGGAGGUGAAGGGCCUGGGGGUUGGGACAAGGAUGCAGAGGGGAGCUGUUUUAGAGAAGAGAAGGGGAGGUGAGAGCUGCUACCCACAUAAUACAUGGGCGCUUAUUAGAGGGCUGGAGGACUCUUUUUUGGCAAACAUCAAAUUAGGUCCAAGCAUUCAUCCCAAUUCACUGGAACGUGCAAAAUCAGUUGACAGGUUGGAGAAGAGAGGUUUUUAAAAGUUAACAUUUGUUUUUCCCCUGAAAAUAUGAAAUGACUGUGGGCUGCAGAAAAAAAGUAGGAGCAAAUGCGGAGGGUUUUUUUUUUUUUUUAGUGUGAGAAACUAAAUGGCUGGAAUAGAACUGUUUCAUAUUUUAGAUGCAGGCUGUGAUAGCUGAAUAACCUUCUUAUUUUGACUCACAGCUUGAUACAAUGCAGGCUUUCAUUGCAUGAAGAGCCACAGCAAAGAGUUUUGGGCCAUUUUCUCUUUUUAUUCAUUUUCUAAGCCCCAUCCCUCUCCCACCCCAAUUCCCCCAUUUCCUCUGUCUGGGUUUGAAUAGCUGAAGUGUGCCCACAAUAUGUAUGCACUAGACACAUUGUUACCUCCCUUUUACCAAAAGCACCUGGCAGGGUCACCAGUCCCAAGUCCCCCCAUGGAGCCUGGCUUAACUCUUUGAGUGAAAAACAUCCAAAUAUAUUUUUCAAAUAAUUUUAACAAAUAUUAGAAAUAGUCUAACAAAUGAUUUUAAUUAAUACUUUAUGGGAAGAGAAUUAAACCUGUUAUAUUUGGUUGUUUUAUAAUUUUCUUUCUAAUUUCCUCUCUUCUCAAACCCUUUUCCCUUGGGUUCUUAACUUACAAUGUGAACUUGUUCUUUCCCAGCUGAAUCAGUGGGAGAUGAUAUCAUUCAUUGAUUUUAAAUCUAAAUCUGAAAAUAUCUACAGACUUUGUGGUCACAGAACAAGCAACCACACAUACUGGGUAAAGGAGAAAACAUUACCCAUUGUGCAGAAAAGCCUAGGAAUCAUCAGAUGCUUCAUAUUUCUAGAAACCUUGCUCUUUUCAAGAGGCCAGAGGGCCAUCAGAGCAUAACUCUUCAGCUUUCUGCUUCCAGCCAAUAUGGAGUAACAGGGACUAGAGGUACCCUUCUGUCCGAAACAACCAAAAAUCUGAAAAAACUAUGAAAUAAUCAUUUCAAGACACUGGACAACAGGUAGCUUAAGAUAACCUAAAGCAGAUGCAGAUCUAUUUUAGUUAGAAUUUGUAGUUUGGGCAAUAAGGAAAAGAGUUUAAUUUCUUCCUUGGUGGAGGUGUAGAAUGUUGGACAUGCUGCUUGUAGUAACCUGUGGGUGGCCCCAUUCUUGUCCAGGUCAGACAAGAGUCUUCCCUAAAUCCUGUGUGCCAUGGAUCUUCAAGACGUGCACCAGAAAUGGGUUUUGAUGGGUAGAAAACCUCAUCUCUCCUCAUUUUCAUCCAGACUGAGGAUGAAAUGAAAAUGAGGGCUACACCUGGCCUUGAACAUGAGCACAAACUGAUUGUGUUUGGAGCCACAGUAGAAGACAGGAGCCAUAGGAAGUCAGGGGCUGCCUACCCCCAUCACAACAGCGGCUAGCAAUGGCCUUCUUAGGGGCAGCACCUAGACCACGGUGUUCGGGGGGAACAGCAUGUCUGGAGUCUGUGGCUCACCUGCCCAUAAGAUGCCUUUUUCCCAUGGGAUGUGACUGGUGGAUAGGUUAGAAACUAGGACUUUGAAUCCUGAUUUGAAAAGUAAGUGUGAUUCUUGAGGGAGCUUCUAGGGUGCUGCGAAUGUCCUGUUCCUUGAUCUGGAUGAUGUUUAGACAAGUAUGUUUAUUUUGUGAUCAUUCAUCAAGCUGUAUAUUGAUGACUGUGAACUUUUCUAUACAUAUAUUAUAGUUCAGCAAAAAGUUAAACAAGCAUAGUGGUUCACAUUAAUUAUGUCUUUUGUAAACUGACCCUGUUUUGAUCCAAUUACUUCAUUAUAGAAGAAUGUAUUAGUAAAGCUCGAGUAUUGAUUUCACCUCAUAUUUUUAAUGAUGAUCUUAGAGGUCUUACAUAUUUUCAAAUAACAAAUAAGAAUUCAUUCUCUUUAUUCCUGCAGGUGGAGACAAAGCUAUAUCAUUCAAUCCUAUGCCCUUUGUUAGGAAAUAUUUACUUUUUAAAUGGAAAUAAAUAUUGUCAUUGACAAGAGUGUGGCAGCCAUUGGGCAAGUAGGAUGGUAUUGUUUAGAAACUUAUGAUGCUCAACAACACAAAAGCCUGGAUGUUUUAGUUACCAGAUGACUAAUAUUUGUUUGUUCAUUUUUGUUCUGUUUUGUUUUGUUUUCUUUUUUUCCAUUCCUAAUGUCAUAAAUAAACACAAUGCCUUAUUUUAAAA